AUGCUCCACUUCCGCACACAGGGUUUCAACGGUUGCGCGGUCAAGUAUUCGCCCUUCUUCGACAAUCGGCUAGCCGUCGCAAGUGCGGCCAACUUCGGUCUGGUUGGUAAUGGCCGGCUGUUUAUUUUAGAGCUCACUCCCAAUGGGAUCGUGCCGGUGAAAACAUUCACCACGCAAGACUCUCUCUACGAUCUGGCCUGGUCGGAAAUCCACGAGAACCAGGUCCUCACCGCAUCGGGCGAUGGCAGCAUCAAGCUGUUCGACACCACAGCCAACGACUUCCCCAUUUCGAGCUGGAAAGAACAUGCACGCGAAGUGUUCAGCGUCAAUUGGAACCUAGUCGCCAAAGACCGCUUCUGCUCCAGCAGUUGGGAUGGCACUGUCCGAGUCUGGUCGCCGCAUCGCCCUCAGUCUCUGCUCACCCUCCCCACUCACAGCUGCACCUACUCCGCCGCCUUCUGCCCGCAUAACCCAGAGCUGAUCUCAUGCGUGACGUCCGACUCAUACGUUCGCGUUUUUGACCUGCGCACUCCCGCCUCAGCCUCCAACCACCUCGCCGUUCAAAUACCCAUCCACGCGGCCCCUGCGGCGCCCGCGAUUCCCAGCCAGCCAGGCAUGCCACCGGCUGCAACCCCGCCAGCCGAGGCCCUCACGCACGACUGGAACAAAUACCGUCCUACAGUCCUCGCUACAGGUGGUGUAGAUCGGGCCAUCCGGACAUUCGACAUCCGCGCCCCGCAGCAAGGGCCUCUAGCCACCAUGCUCGGGCAUGAAUACGCAGUACGCAAAGUAGCCUGGUCGCCACAUCUAUCCAACGUCCUUUUGAGCGCCAGUUACGACAUGACUUGCCGUGUAUGGAGUGAUCGGUCCGAUACAAGCGCGGCUGGUGAUGUGGAUAUUAUGCGCUCUGGCCCGGCGGGUCCGGUUGUCGGCACGGAACUCGGGCGGAUGGGACGACACACUGAAUUUGUGACGGGCGUGGAUUGGUGUUUGUUCGGAAACGAGGGUUGGUGUGCCAGUGUUGGAUGGGAUGAGAGCCUCUACGUAUGGGAUGUGCGAGGCGCAAUGACCUGA
This is a messenger RNA of Penicillium cinerascens, 1074 nucleotides long. It is a transcript of the gene pex7, whose product is annotated as putative peroxisome biosynthesis protein (Peroxine-7). Lineage: Eukaryota; Fungi; Ascomycota; Eurotiomycetes; Eurotiales; Aspergillaceae. Gene Ontology annotation, cellular component: cytosol; peroxisomal matrix. The record is from RefSeq and is a predicted model, not a curated record. Gene Ontology annotation, biological process: protein import into peroxisome matrix. The transcript is spliced from 2 exons. Gene Ontology annotation, molecular function: protein binding. The coding region runs from base 1 to 1074 and encodes 357 amino acids.